Molecule: messenger RNA, 3620 nt
Organism: Cyprinus carpio (common carp)
Lineage: Eukaryota; Metazoa; Chordata; Actinopteri; Cypriniformes; Cyprinidae
Product: electrogenic sodium bicarbonate cotransporter 4-like
Exons: 23
Coding region: 1-3201 (1066 amino acids)
Biological process (GO): transmembrane transport; monoatomic anion transport; regulation of intracellular pH
Cellular component (GO): plasma membrane
Molecular function (GO): monoatomic anion transmembrane transporter activity; solute:inorganic anion antiporter activity; sodium:bicarbonate symporter activity
Source: RefSeq, a predicted model, not a curated record
AUGGACCAUGACUGGCAUGGCAGCAGGAGAAGUGGUCACCGCAGCAGACACAGUGAGGAUGAGGAUGAGUCUGUCUAUAUUGGCGUUCCAGUGCCACGAGAAUACAGAAGGAAGCGCAGACAUCACAGACACACGUCACGGCAUUCCCACGAUCAGGACGGCCGGGAGAGACACCAUAACCGGCAUGAACACCAGAAUCAAGAAGAACCAUGUGACCCUGAUGAAGGAGAGCAGGAUUCAAACGAGCUCUCUGACAUUAACUCCACUAUGUCUCCUGCUGCAGAGAGACUACGCCACAUCCUCAGAGAGGAAGAUGAGCCCACACCCACCCUCUUCACUGAGAUGGACACACUGCAGUACGAGGGUGGAGAGAUGGAGUGGAAAGAGUCAGCCAGGUGGGUUAAGUUUGAGGAGAAGGUGGAGGAGGGUGGAGAGAGGUGGAGCAAACCGCAUGUGUCCACACUGUCUCUGCACAGCCUGUUUGAGCUGCGCACAUGCCUGCAGACGGGCUGCGUCCUGCUGGACCUGGAGGGGUAUUCACUGCCGCAGAUAGUGGAUGACAUCAUUGAAAAGCAGGUGCAGGAGGGUCUUAUAGCUCCAGAGAUCCGUGAGAAGAUCAGUUUUGUCCUCUUGCGGAAACACCGUCACCAGACCAAGAAGCCGAUCCACCGCUCGCUGGCAGACAUCGGAAAAUCCAGCCCCUCGAACCACAGUCCAAGCCCGAGUCCUCGCUCUGGGUCAGGUUUCCAUCGCUCCACUGAGGACCUGCGAGCUCGUGAGAGUGGCAGCCUCAGCAAACUGCAUCCUUCUCAGUGCCGCAGUAUGAAUGAUAUUUCCGUCACACCCAGCACCGACCAGCUGAAGAACAAGUUCAUGAAGAAGAUCCCCAGAGAUGCCGAGGCGUCUAAUGUGCUGAUUGGAGAGGUGGAUUUUCUAGACAAGCCGUUUGUGGCUUUCGUUCGUCUGGCUCAAGCCGCAACACUAGGAGGCCUUACUGAAGUCCCUGUGCCAACAAGGUUUCUCUUUGUGCUGCUCGGUCCCGAUGGCAAAACCAAAUCCUACAAUGAGAUCGGUCGCGCUAUGGCUACACUCAUGGUUGAUGAUCUGUUCAGUGAUGUGGCCUAUAAAGCCAGAGAUCGUGAGGACUUGAUUGCUGGGAUUGAUGAGUUUUUGGAUGAGGUGAUCGUUCUUCCUCCUGGAGAAUGGGACCCCAAGAUCCGCAUCGAACCCCCAAAGAAACUGCCUUCAGCUGAGAUGAGGAAGUCUGUUUUCUCUCUGAAUGAGCUGGGGCAGCCGAAUGGGAAUGCAGGAGGAGGUGCAGCUUCUGCAGAAGACGAGGAAAUGCCGGCUCCACAUGAACUUGGAGAAGAGCUGAAAUUCACUGGCCGAUUUUGUGGCGGACUGUGGCUGGACAUCAAGCGUAAAGUGCCCUGGUUUCUCAGUGACUUCUAUGAAGGCUUCCACAUCCAGUCCAUCUCUGCGGUGCUCUUCAUUUACCUGGGCUGCAUCACCAAUGCAAUCACCUUUGGAGGACUGCUGGGGGACGCAACUGACAACUACCAAGGUGUGAUGGAAAGCUUUUUGGGCACGGCUUUGGCCGGCACAGUCUUCUGCUUGUUCGGCGGUCAACCCCUCAUCAUCCUCAGCUCUACAGGACCGAUACUGAUCUUUGAAAAGCUGCUGUAUGAAUUCAGCAUAAACAAUGACAUAGACUACAUGGAGAUCCGGCUCUGGGUCGGUUUGCACUCCUGCCUCCAGUGUCUGAUCCUGGUGGCCACAGACGCCAGCUACAUCAUCAAGUACAUGACGCGCUUCACCGAGGAGGGCUUCUCCAGCCUCAUCUCCUUCAUCUUCAUCUCUGACGCCCUUAAGAAAAUGAUGAGCAUCUUCAAUUAUUACCCCAUCAAUCCAGACUUCAAUCCGGAUUACAUCACCAGCUACAGGUGUGACUGCCAGGCUCCUGAUCAAGUGUCUCCAUUGGCUCUCAACGCUUCCUCUCCAUUAGGCCUAGAAAACAUCUCUGAUUACUCAAUGUUCAACUUCUCUUCUCUGGACUGGAAUCAACUGAGUAAGAAAGAGUGCUUGAGAUUCGGUGGUUCCCUGGUGGGCAAGUCCUGCAAAUACGUCCCUGAUCUGGCCAUGCUGUCUUUCAUUUUGUUCUUCGGCACUUACUCCAUGACCAUCUCGCUCAAGAAGUUCAAGGCCAGCCGUUACUUCCCCACAAAAUGUCGCACCUUGCUAGCGGAUUUUUCCAUAAUUGUAUCCAUCCUGGUCUUCUGCGCUCUGGAUUAUGUGAUGUCCUUGGACACUCCCAAACUGCAUGUGCCCACUCAGAUAAAGCCGACGCGGCCGGAUCGUGGCUGGAUCGUUAUGCCUUUUGGGAAGAACCCGUGGUGGAUGUGCUUGGCCAGUUUUGUACCUGCUCUUCUGGUCACCAUCCUCAUCUUCAUGGAUCAGCAGAUCACAGCUGUCAUCAUGAACCGAAAAGAGAACAAAUUAAAGAAAGGUUGUGGUUAUCAUCUGGACCUGUUCUGGGUGGGCAUCCUCAUGGCCGUCUGCUCCUUCAUGGGUUUGCCCUGGUACGUAGCAGCCACAGUCAUUUCCAUCGCCCACAUCGACUCUCUGAAGAUGGAGAGUGAGUCCAGCGCUCCUGGCGAGCAGCCACAGUUUCUUGGUGUGCGGGAACAGAGACUCACAGGCAUACUGGUGUUCGUCCUCACUGGAGUCUCUGUCUUCCUUGCACCAAUACUGCAGUACAUCCCUAUGCCUGUGUUGUAUGGUGUUUUCCUGUAUAUGGGCGUCGCUUCUCUCCAUGGCAUUCAGUUUUGGGAGAGGAUGAAGCUGUUCCUCAUGCCAGCCAAGCACCAGCCCGAUUUUGUCUUCCUGCGGCACGUACCACUGCGGCGCGUGCAUCUCUUCACUCUGGUGCAGAUCACCUGUUUGGCCGUCCUCUGGAUCCUCAAGUCCACUGUGGCCGCCAUCAUUUUCCCUGUCAUGAUUCUGGGCCUGAUGGUCGUGAGGAAGACUCUGGACCUGGUCUUCUCGCAGCAUGAUCUGGCCUGGCUGGAUGACAUCCUGCCCGACAAGGACAAGAAGAAGAAGGAGGAUGAGAAGAAGAAGAAAGAGAAGAAGAAAGCCAAGGAACACAACAACAGCGAUGAAGAGGUAAAAACAACCACCAUCAGAUGUGUGAGAUGUUAGAAUACUAAUAAAAUCUUGUGAUGUUUGAGUGUGUAGUGAUUUAAUCUUUGAUGCUUUUUCUUUUAAUGCCACAGUGUUGCUGAAAAGGCACUGUAUAACAUUAUUUAUUAUGUUCUUCCUAAUAACCGUAGUUUCCUCAUUGUGUAAUUUGUGGUCAUUUGUAGAGUGUUGAAUGUUGUUUUUGCAUGAAAUAUUUGCAACAAAGUGCAUGAUUUAAAUCACAGUGUCUCUCAUUAUUCAUCUGAUGUAAGCACAUUAAGUCAAAAUACCUUGGUUUUUUGUGAGAACCAACCAACCAAGUUCAUUUUGGACCCUGGGUACUUCCCCUUACAAAACAUACACUACUGUUCAGAAGUGACUUUUAGAUUUUUAAGAGAAUUUAGAUUUCUAAUGUUUUUGAAAGAAGUCUCUUAUGCUCA